Sorex fumeus (smoky shrew) is the source of this 3699-nucleotide messenger RNA. It is a transcript of the gene CARD6, whose product is annotated as caspase recruitment domain family member 6. NCBI's taxonomy places the organism in Eukaryota, Metazoa, Chordata, Mammalia, Eulipotyphla, Soricidae. The transcript has 4 exons. The coding region runs from base 1 to 3459 and encodes 1152 amino acids. Gene Ontology annotation, biological process: regulation of apoptotic process. The record is from RefSeq and is a predicted model, not a curated record.
AUGGCUCCCGGGAGAGCUCCUUCAGAGUUCAUUGAAAGAGAACGAAAAAAGUUACUUGAACUUCUCCAGCUUGAUCCUGAUUCUGUUAUAGAUACCUUAGUUUCUCGCAGGCUGAUUUCUGAGGAUGAGUAUGAAAUUUUGGAGAAGAUUUCAGAUCCUGUGAAGAAAACUCGCAGGCUGCUGAUUAUAAUACAGAGAAAGGGAGAGUUGAGCUGUCAGCAUUUUCUCCGGUGUUUAUUUAGUACUUUUCCAGAGUUUGCUACCACUUGGAACUUAAAGUACGAAUUUUUAAAAUAUGAAAACUCAGAGUCUAAUCAAUGUCUGAAGGUCCCAAUUAAAAAAAAUCCUGAGAAUCCUGAAAUCACAGUGCCCUUCAGUGAAAAAGAAUAUGUGGAUUUGGAAACAUCUGAGUAUUUCAUGGACAAUAAAACUAGCAAUAUGGAAACCGCGUGGUUGUCGAAGGAAUACAACUCAGCAAAAAUCACAUUGCCACAUUCAGUUGAGAAUAUUAAAUACAAAGUUCCAGCCUUUAUUGAGUAUUUACAGGAUGGACAGAGGUAUGAGGAGCCAGAUGAUUCCUUAUAUUUAGGGAAAGAGGAAUAUUUAAAAUCCCUUGGGUACUCUGAGGACUUAGAAACUACUGUGGAAGAAGAGAAUUAUAACAACUCCGAGAGUAUCAUUUCUGAAGAGCAGGACGACUCUGCAUAUUCCGAAACCUCAGGGUCUUCUGAUGAAGGGCAGAAUGAGAAGUCAGAAAACAAGUCAUUGGAGGAGGAGGAGAAAAGUACAGAAGAGAGAAAGAAAGUAUUUCAAGAUAUCCUGUCAUGUUUGAACAUGGACCGAAACCGAAAGCUUCUUCCAGAUAUAGUUAAACAAUUCUCCCUAGAGCGAGGAGGUAGGUGGGCACCCAACACUCCCGGGGACUUAGUUUGGAAUUUCCUGAUAAAAGUUCAAGAACUGGAUGUGACAGCCAGAGACCCAAUUUUCAGACAGAAGAUUCUGGAUAAGGACAGAGAGGGGGACAUGCUGAAUGAAGUAGAGAAUUUGGAUAUUCAAGAUCUACAAACCAUUGACCCCCUUGAUGUCCUUUGUGUGUCUCUGCUGUGUUCAGACAGCUCUUUGCAACAUGAAGUCUUGUCAAACAUGUAUCAGUGCAAGUUUGCUCUUCCCCUGCUACUGCCUGAUGCAGAAAAUAACAAAAGCAUCUUUAUGUUGGGGGCCCUGGGAGACAUUAUGAGGGAGAAGUCAACACAGUCUUCAGAAGACUCUAUCAGGGAUUCAGAAAAGUUCCUCCUGCUCACAAAGAUGCCUGUCAUCUCUUUUGUGCGCUUAGGAUACUGUAGCAUCUCCAAGUCCACAAUCCUCAACACAUUACUCAGCCCCACAGAACUGAAGCCACCUAAAUUCUUUCUCCAUAGGGAUUUGCCUUCUCUGAUGCUUCCCCGGAGAAUCUCUGAUGGACUAGUUGAGGUAGUGUGGUGUAUUCCUGGUAGGGAUCCUCUAAAGAAAAACCCUGGUUUUCUCCGAAAUCCUGUUGCUAUAGCCAACCUUCGUGGAGAUCUGGAAAGCUUGGGGACACAGUUUGGUUUCUUGAUGGAAGUUUCCUCAGCUAUGUUUAUUUUCACUGACUGUUUAGGUGAGAAGGAAUGGAACUUGCUAAUGUUUUUAGAAAAUAGCAUUGAAAGAUGCUACUUUGUCCUGGGUCCCCAAGCCAGGGGGAGUGAAGAGGGGCAGAUUGCCCAGAGGAUCCUGAAGUUGAAGUCAUCACAACUACUAUUUUGGGAGGAAGAAACUGAAGAGGCAGGGAAGAACGUUGAGGGUCUUCAAGCUGCCCUCCAGGAAGUGAUGUCCUCUUCACUCAGAUGUGUAUCCCUGCAAGACAUGGCUUUGUUGGCCAGGGAAUUGGGGAUCCAGGUAGACCAAGAUUUUGACAAUGUUCCAGGGAUUCAAGUUCUCCCUACUGAAAACUUGACUGAAACAAUUCAAACUGAAGGACAACCAAGACUCAGUUCAUUGAAAACAUCAUCUGAAAAACCUGUAAAAGAGCCAGGGGUUAGACAUGAAGUCAGCCCAAAUCUUCACAAUUUCCACUCAGUAGACAUAGCUCAUGUUGAUAACGUCUCUCCUUUACCAACUGUAGCUGGAAGGAACUUGAACAAGUUUUCUUGGAAAGCCUCCUGGGUCACAGAAUCCCACUUUUGGUCAGGACAGAGGUCUAAGUGGUACUGUCCUUCACCAUUUCAGCAUAAAAGGGACCAUAGUCAAGGUGAAAGUUUUGGGACAAAAUACUCCCAACCACAGAGAUUUAAUUCACAUGAAAGAUUCUUAAAGUUUGUGAGAACUGUUUGGGGACAUCACACGAAUGGAAUACAUGGGAAGUCUCCAAGACCCAUUUCUCAGCAUGCCCAGGCCCAGCCUGAGGGACCUCUGUCAAGGGAACCUCUUUGGAGACCUGGGUCAGGAGUCUCCCAGAUAGGACAGUUCCACCUUCUGGGUACCCAGCCAAUAGGAGCGGUUGGGAAGCCACAGCCGAAGCAAGCCUGCACUCAGGGAACACAGCUAAUUAAGAGAACUGGAAAACUCUUCACAGCAUCAUCCUUUCAUACAUAUCCUCGCCUUCAAGCUGAAGCCAUGCACAAUCCAAUAAUACCUGCCUCUUGGCAAGAAGACAGGCCAAACACACAGAGUGGCUCUUCAGAUAUAGCUGCCCAAAUGGGAUCCCAUUAUAUAUCCAGAGGCAAUUUUGUAUCCAGUUCUCAGUUCAAAUCUGAUCACAACAAGCCCUCUCAGGUCAAGCACCCCCAGUCUAAUGCCUCCCAACUUUCUCCUCACCCUAAACCCUUUCAAGCAAAAUUAACUCAGCCCCAGUCCUCCCAAACUAAAUGUUCUCCACCCAGAUCUUUCCAACCAAAACCCUCUCAGCCCCAGUCCUUCCAACCAAAACCGUCUCAGCCCCAGUCCUUCCAAUCAAAACCCUCUCAAUCCCAGUCCUUCCAACCAAAACCCUGUCAGCCCCAGACCUUCCAACCAAAACCAUCUCAGCCCCAGACCUUCCAACCAAAACCUCAGCCCCAGUUCUCUCAUUCUAAGCCUUCUCAGCUCCAGUUCUUCACAUUUAAAACAUCCCAGCCCCACCCUUCCCAAUUCAAACCUCAAACCCAGUACUUCCAAUCAAAGUCUUCUCAGCCCGAGUCCUCCCAAUCUAAGAUAUCUCAGCUCCACCCCUCCCAAUAUAAGCCUUCUCAGGUUUGCUCCUCCCAAUAUAAACCUCAGCACCAGUCUUCCCAAUAUAAGUCUUCUCAGUUCCACUCCUCCCAGUCUAAGCCUUCACACUCCCACUUCUCCCAGUGUAAGCCUUCUCAGCACAAAUCCGCUCAACCCAAGUCAGUGUGGAGCAGUCUUUCACAGGCUAAGGGACACUACACAAGAGCUGGGCCCAAGAGAAUAGGGAAGCAUUAAAGUGCUUGCUUGCCCAUUUUUCUUGCCUCGGCCAUGCUUUUCAUAUAGAAGACUGAAGAGGAGUUGCAAUUCUGGAGGAGACCAUAGGCAAAAAGAUAGGUAAAAGCUAAUUGGAUAUGAUUAAAAUUAUGGAAGAAUUAUGUCCCUAACCAAGAGAGAAAAGAGCAAAGGACUGAAAAUAGAAUAAGGUCGCAAAUAAGCUAACUGAAUCCAGUCAUGAGUAUUAUGUAAUAUGUAACA